Molecule: messenger RNA, 1896 nt
Organism: Rosa rugosa (rugosa rose)
Lineage: Eukaryota; Viridiplantae; Streptophyta; Magnoliopsida; Rosales; Rosaceae
Product: aspartic proteinase NANA, chloroplast-like
Exons: 1
Coding region: 54-1565 (503 amino acids)
Biological process (GO): proteolysis
Molecular function (GO): aspartic-type endopeptidase activity
Source: RefSeq, a predicted model, not a curated record
CUUGUAUAUUCUAGUUUCAGACUUUCAUUCGAGUCAUUUCAUUUCGACAAUCAAUGAUGAAGGGGAGGAUGUCAACUAGUUCAACAACAUUCCUCUUCAUCAUUUUCUUGCUUUCUGCCACUCAUCAUGGACUUUUGCAUGUUUGUGCAAAUGGUGAUCAUACCACCAUGCGGUUGCCGUUAAUUCACAAGUACUCUCCUCAUUUCAAUGGAGGAGUUGGUUUGAUCAAUAAAACCGAUAUAGAUGUCAUGAAAGAGCUUCACCUCCAUGACAUAAUCCGCCACCAAACGAUUUUCCAAAUGAAUAGAGAUGAUCAUCAAAUCCCAAGGCGACAGGACUCAGAAACUAACUCAUCCUUUGCAAUGCCGGUGCAUUCGGGUUUUGAUAUGCUGUCGGGGUUGUAUUGGGUCGAAGUAAAAAUUGGAACACCUCCCAAGACUUUCUUGUUGGCUGCAGAUACAGCGAGUGACUUGACAUGGGUCAAAUGCAAAUACGAUAGAACGUUGACAAAGGAGGCCAAACAGAAAAUGAUAGACGAUCGCAAGAAGAAGAAACACCAUCAUGGCGAUCUCAAAAAGUCAUUAAUUUUUCUCAAUAAAGGUAGGGAAUUUCGUGCUGAUCUAUCAUCGACAUUCAAACCUGUUCCAUGCUCCGAUGGUAUGUGCAGACAAGGGCUCUCACACAUGAUGUCUUAUAAAGACUGCCCAACCCCAACGUCGCCUUGCAGAUACACUUACAGGUACAUGGGAGGGGAGGGAGCAGAUGGUUUCUUUGGGUCUGACACUAUAACAGUACCCCUCGCAAAUGGUAGCAAAACAAAGCUGCCUAAUGUGACAAUCGGCUGCACAGAUUCCUCCCAAAAGUUAAAGCAAGGUGAUGGCAUUCUAGGUUUAGGCUUCGGUGACUACUCAUUCUCCGAGACAGUAGUUUCUUAUAAGUUUGCUGGCAAGUUCUCUUACUGCCUAAUGUUUCAUAGGAGCAACUCGAGUGUGUUGAGUUAUCUUACAUUUGGUCCCAAUAAACAAACUGUUAUUAACAGCCCUAUGAGGUACACAAAGUUGAUUAUGAGGAAGCAGAACGGACAUAACUCUAAUUUAUAUGGCGUAAACAUAACGGGCAUCUCAAUCGGGGGCACAUUAUUGAAGAUACCAAGUCAAUUUUGGGAUGCAACGUCGCGUAAUGGUGGUGUAGUGCUUGAUUCAGGCUCAACCAACACAUUUCUACCCCUACCAGCUUACAAGGCUGUCAUGGACGAAUUGACAGAUGCUUUGUCAAAAUAUAAUAAUUUCGUGCUCAAAGAUCUCCCAUUUGAAUUCUGCUUCAAUGAUAAAGGAUAUGACGAGUCUUCGGUGCCAAGACUUGCAUUUCAUUUUGCAGAUGGUGUUCGAUAUGAGCCACCGGUGAGAAACUAUGUUGUACCUGUGACAACGGGGAUCAAGUGUAUUGGCUUUGUUCCAUCUCUCGAUGACAAGUCUGUUAUUGGCAACCAAAUGCAGCAAAACCAUCUUUGGGAAUUUGAUAUUUCACGUCGUACUGUGGGUUUUGCUCCUUCCAGCUGCACCUAGAUACCUAGUGCUGUACGUAUUAAAUUGACUAACUUGAACUUGUAAUUUCUUCUUCUUAUUCUUUUGUUUCUUUAUUUCGAUAAAUUGGAGGGCCAAAGUUCCCCCCACAGAAAAAAAAAAUGCAGAGGAAAUGAAGUUAGGUAAUACUAUUAAACUCUCAUGUGCAAGCUGAUGUUCUAGCUCUGCAAUGGGGUGUAGUGUGGUGCUUUUUUCUUUGGCUGAGGUUUUGUCUAAGCGAGAUCAAAAUGUGAUGCCCCUAACAAUUCCUUAAUGUAUCAAUCAUAAAUCUUUAUCAAGAAAUAAAAAAGAUAAAGCUAGAACUACUGUACAA